Molecule: messenger RNA, 864 nt
Organism: Dioszegia hungarica
Lineage: Eukaryota; Fungi; Basidiomycota; Tremellomycetes; Tremellales; Bulleribasidiaceae
Product: putative iron ion homeostasis-related protein
Exons: 3
Coding region: 1-864 (287 amino acids)
Biological process (GO): iron-sulfur cluster assembly
Cellular component (GO): mitochondrion
Molecular function (GO): iron-sulfur cluster binding; iron ion binding
Source: RefSeq, a predicted model, not a curated record
AUGGCAUCAGCUCCCUCAUCUAUCAUGCGCUCAGUAAUCGCGUCGUCCUCCCGCUCGAUACUGCUCAGUAGCCGUCCGGCGAAAGUGGUGGUACGAAGUCCCGCUUUGCCACUCGCUCGAUCGAUACAUACCAGUCGGCCUAUAGCGGCGCUCGGUCGGGCUCCAGUACUGCGUGCACGUCCAGCUUCCGGUCGGAAUGAACGACGCACCAUGUUCAUCCAGACCGAGACUACCCCCAACGAAGCCUCCCUAAAGUUCAUCCCCGGUACCCCAGUCACUGGCGGCUCUACGCACGAGUUCCUCGACCUCCGCUCUGCUCUCCCAUCCCCACUCGCCACCCGCCUCCUGACCAUCGACGGCCUCACCGAGGUCUUUUUCGGCCCAGACUUUGUCACUUGCUCAAAGGACGAAUCGCUCGCUUGGUCCAUCCUCAAACCCGAGAUCUUUGCUGUCCUGAUGGAGCACUUCUCCUCGGGUCAGCCGCUCUUCAAGGAUGGACAGGGAGAGGGAGGGGCGGAAGAUACAAGAGUGCUGGAUACGGAUUCGGAGGUGGUGGGGAUGAUCAAGGAGUUGCUGGAGACGCGGGUCAGGCCGGCGAUUCAGGAGGAUGGGGGUGAUAUCGAGUAUAAGGGAUUCAUCGAGGAUACGGGGAUGGUGCAGUUGAAACUGAAGGGGAGUUGCAGGGGGUGCAGCUCGAGCAGCGUGACGCUGAAAAAUGGGAUUGAGCGGAUGUUGAUGCACUAUGUGCCGGAAGUGCAGGCAGUGGAGCAGGUGCUAGAUGAUGAGGAGAUCAUUGCGCUGGACGAGUUUGCAAAGUUUGAGGCUAGAUUAGAGAAGAAGCAGGCAGAAGGGAAGAAGGAGUGA